Messenger RNA from Dictyostelium discoideum AX4, 180 nucleotides. RefSeq lists its product as hypothetical. The transcript has a single exon. The record is from RefSeq and is a predicted model, not a curated record. Bases 1 to 180 code for a protein of 59 amino acids. NCBI's taxonomy places the organism in Eukaryota, Evosea, Eumycetozoa, Dictyosteliales, Dictyosteliaceae.
AUGUCAACUAAUAAUAAUAAAAAUAACAAUAAUAAUAACAAUAAUGAAGAUAUUGAUAAUAAUGAACUUCAACAACAAGAUAAUGAACAACAACAACAACAAGAACAACCUCCACCACAGGUUUCAGUAUUUAAUGAACAACAACGUCAAAUAAAAGAACAACAACAGGUAAUAGAUUAA